GAAAUUGGCAGCUCUGACUCAGACUCAGAGUCAGAGUCGGUACCUAGUACCGAGUCGGUAGGUAGUACAGAGUCGGAAGGCAGUGGAGUCUGGACAUGCUCCUCACUUGCUCGUUCUGAUUUUGCUCUGUUUCGCUGGUCAACACAACAGCUGGGAAGUGACGGAUCUCAAGAACGUUGCUUUUGAAGCUACGGUAGCUAUAAUCAAUAGAAAAUGCAACCUCCCGCUGUGUCUUGCAGAUUGUUCUUCUAAAACUGCUGCUGAAAGGAUGGUGCCAAGCAUAGAGAUUGGACGGCAACAAGAUUCCUGCGGGACAGAUUUGCAGCCCUCAUCACAUCAGCGCGACUCAGAUAGUGAGGCACCAAUUUGGUUUUACUACCACCAUGACGCCUACGGCGAAUUUUGCAACUUCUACCCCGCCCCCAUUUGCAUCGAUGGGAAGGAGUGGUCAACCUCUGAGCACUACUACCAGGCGCAGAAGUUCUUGGACCACCAAUCGGUUGAGCGGAUACGGUUGCUAGGCACUCCUGCAGAGGCAAUGGCUGAGGGGAAUCGACGUGAGCACCCCAUUCGGCCUGGGUGACGGCAGAUGAAGGCUGAUGUCAUGCUGACAGCAGUCAGGGCAAAGUUCACCCAGCACCGGACGCUGAGAGUUGUGUUGCUGCAAACGGGGGUGCGGGAGUUGGUGGAGCAUGGGGCGGAUGCGUUCUCGGGGGAUGGGUUAGACGGUUCUGGGAAGAAUGUGCUUGGCGAGAUUCUGGUCCAGAUGCUGCAGCCGGGCAGCCUCGUCUAUGCCCAUGCAUGA
This is a messenger RNA of Klebsormidium nitens, 805 nucleotides long. The record is from the annotation of a GenBank genome assembly. Lineage: Eukaryota; Viridiplantae; Streptophyta; Klebsormidiophyceae; Klebsormidiales; Klebsormidiaceae.